GUGAGCUAUGACGCAACACGCGCACCCGUCUGACUCCAGCAGCUCCCUCAGAUAUCCACCGGUCCACCCGAGAAGCACGAUGUGACCGUGACAUACACAGCCACCUAAAGACAGAAAGACAACAACAUUCUCCUUCUCCGUGUCACUGAGUGCAGUUAUGUCUGAGACGCCAUGCCAGAUCUUUCGGGGUGUCUGCUCCUCGCCGCGCUGCUGAUUUUCUGCGAGGAUGGGUACGUGAGGAGAGCGGAGGGUGGGGUGCUCGCCUCGCUGUCGGAGGAGGACAAUGCCCGCGACACACAGACGUCCCCAAUCAAGGGACAGGGGGAUGCGACGGUGCCUCCAUCAGAGUCUCUCCUGACCCUGAAGAUUUGGGUUAAAGAUGCGUCUAGCCAGAGGUUCCUGAAAGGAGCUCUGGUGGGUGUGUUUUUGAAUGGAUCCCAGAUUCACUCCAGCCAGACUCUGGAGAAUGGAGAGGUCACGGUCACUGUCCCAUACCACCUUGGCCUGACCCUCACUCUGGUGGCCAGCAUGGAGGGUUAUGUACUCACCCAGCUGCCUUGGAAAACCACCAAGAUGCCCAUUAUUUCUGUUAUUACAAUGUCCCUGCGCCCUCAAACACAAGGGAACGUCUGGCUCUUUGAUGAUACUGUGCUGAUAACUCAAAAAGCAUCUGAUCUGUCAUUUCAACCGAGUGUGCAGUUUCCCAAAAGUCUCCUCAAACUGUCUGAGAACACUACCAUCUCCAUGUUGUCAGCCUAUCUGACAGUUCCAACCCUGCCUACAGAAAAAGACUCAAAUUUCUUUACUCUAAACCUGAGCGGUAAAGGAGGUUAUAGGAAUGUCAAGUUAAACCCCUUGGCUAUGAUCAUUGCCCAGUUAGUGUCUAAUGGAAAAAAGGUUGACGUCAAAGGACCCAUUCAGCUCAAAAUACCACUACCCUACAACACCCACAUGCGACCGUCUGACUCGCUGCCUGCGUGGACCUUCGACAUGACCAUAGGUGAUUGA
Sinocyclocheilus anshuiensis is the source of this 1008-nucleotide messenger RNA. RefSeq names its product protein FAM171B-like. The coding region runs from base 172 to 1008 and encodes 278 amino acids. The record is from RefSeq and is a predicted model, not a curated record. NCBI's taxonomy places the organism in Eukaryota, Metazoa, Chordata, Actinopteri, Cypriniformes, Cyprinidae. The transcript has 5 exons.